UUGUUACAGUUUUCUAAUUUAGAGACGCCAGGGUAUGUUGGGUUUGCCAACUUACCCAACCAAGUCCACAGGAAGUCGGUGAAGAAGGGUUUCGAGUUCACUCUUAUGGUUGUCGGUGAAAGUGGUCUUGGGAAGUCCACGCUUGUCAAUUCCCUUUUCCUGACUGAUCUGUACCCAGAACGAGUUAUUCCUGAUGCCAUCGAAAAAACUAAUCAAACAGUGAAAUUGGACGCUUCGACGGUAGAAAUAGAGGAGCGCGGUGUUAAAUUGCGUCUGACUGUAGUUGACACCCCUGGCUAUGGGGAUGCUAUUGACAAUACAGACUGUUUCAGGUCUAUAAUACAGUAUAUAGAUGAGCAAUUCGAGAGAUUCCUGCGAGACGAGAGCGGUCUAAAUCGUCGUAAUAUCGUCGACAACCGCAUACAUUGCUGCUUUUAUUUCAUAUCGCCGUUUGGACAUGGACUUAAACCCCUGGACAUCGAAUUCAUGAAACAGCUCCACAACAAGGUUAACAUAGUACCGGUCAUCGCUAAAGCCGAUUGUUUGACCAAGAAGGAAGUUCAGCGUCUGAAGUCAAGAGUUAUGGAGGAAAUUGAGAGAGAGGGAAUCAAGAUCUAUCCUUUACCAGAUUGUGACAGCGAUGAGGAUGAAGAUUAUAAAGAACAGGUUCGUCAAUUGAAAGAAGCGGUUCCAUUCGCUGUGUGUGGCGCCGGUCAGCAGUUGGAGGUGCGCGGACGUCGCGUGCGUGGAAGACUGUAUCCUUGGGGAGUGGUCGAGGUUGAGAACCCGGAUCACUGUGACUUCAUCAAGCUGAGGACCAUGCUUAUCACUCACAUGCAAGAUCUGCAGGAAGUUACUCAAGAGGUGCACUAUGAGAACUAUCGUUCUGAAAGACUCGCUCGCAACGGACAAAUACCUAAGAGGCAUACUUCCACCGAAAGCGGUCUCAGUGAAGCCGACUCCGGUUUGACGAACGGAUCCAACGAGGAUGCUUCGGAACGCGAGCGUGCAUUGCGCGAAAAGGAGGCCGAGCUCCGUCGGAUGCAGGAGAUGCUGGAACAGAUGCAGCGCCAGAUGCAGCUUCAAGCUGCUGCCAACACCUCCGCAUAG
Molecule: messenger RNA, 1110 nt
Organism: Danaus chrysippus (African queen)
Lineage: Eukaryota; Metazoa; Arthropoda; Insecta; Lepidoptera; Nymphalidae
Source: the annotation of a GenBank genome assembly